UUGCCAAUGUAAAUCAAGAUGGCGGCGAUCAACAAAAAUUGAAAUUCCUUACCGCGUUAAAUGUAUAUUUACAAAAUGCACUAAGGAUAACAUAUCAACACUGUAUUGUUAGAAAAGUCAAGAAAAAACAUGUCGGAAGUGCGUGGUGCAUCACAGGCAAGUUUUGCCAGCCAGUCACAGUACUCCGAGUCUACUGUGAUUAACCAGGACCUUGGGGAUGUACCUGACCUGUUUGUACAAGAGGAUUCAGCUUUCAUAGCCCCUUAUCCAACAAAGUUAGAAGAGGAUCUUAUAGAAAGUGUAAAAUCUGCCAAAUCGCCGGCUGUGAAUUUUCCUGGUACAAUACCAUUAGAAAGAUCUAAAACAGUAGAAGAGAUGAGGGUAAAGCUAGGUAAUGGUGAUCCAAAAAGUAAGGCAGAAAUGCUGAUGUCAAGAUUAAUAGAUAGACCAGCAAACUCACAGGUGCUGAGGAUGGUCAAUCCAAUGAUGCGUAAAAUACCAGCUCCAGGUAGAGAAGGAAUUGAGAAGAAAAAGGGCACUAGCGCUCCUGUUACACAUUCACAGGAAAAGUUACUGUCGCAGGCAGGACUGGUUCCCAGACCUCCAUCUGGUAGGGAGCAGAAUAUACCGGGCAACAGUUUUCGUACCACUAUGUUUAAACGAGAUUACCAAAGACGGCAAAACAUCAUCAAAGCCAAACAGAAUAAAGAUAUAGAUGAAGCACCAAAACUGUCUGUUGGAAUGUUACACAAACCAAAGCCAGUAGAACCUCCAAGAUCUGUGAUAUCUGAAUCUGAACAGUCGGAUGACAGGGACGAUGUAUUUGCUGAGCUCGAAGAAUUAAUGGGACCGGAUGCUGAUACUGUCAUACAAACAGAGUUUGAGACACCGACUGUAGAUACACCGACUGUAGAUGAAUCAGUUUUAGUAGAAAGAACAGUCACUUUUAGUAAAGCGCAGACUCCCUCACCAUCUACUGACUUGCCCACAAUGUCACAUCUUGACACUCGUCAAACAACUAAGAUGACUGAAGAUGAUGUGAUGAAGGUCACCGGAGAGAUACCGAUUAUAGAGAAAAGAGACCGACCUCCAUCAGGUCAAAGGUCAAGGCCAACAUCAGGGUCAUUGCAGGGUUCAAGGCCUGGAACAGCUAGCAAACAGGGGAUGCCAAAAUCUGCAGUGAAGAAAGAUAUGUCAAAGAUACUAACACAUCUGAGAAAGAAUACGUAUGAUGAUACAGACAAGUAUCUCUAUAUAGCCCCAGAAAAUGAUGAUGUUAUGUAUCAUAUACACAAACUACGGGAGAAACUUGGAUGGAAGACAGAGAUACCUAGACAUGCACCAGGAUGUAAAGAAAAUAUGGAAAAUCUUAAAGACAUUCCUGAUAAUGAAAAGGAGGCCAGCAAAAUGAAACAAGAUGCUGGGGACUUUGUGUAUUGUCUGCCAAGGAAUAGGGUCAACAGAAGGAGUAGGUAUGAUCCGUAUGACCUGCAGGUAGUCUCGCCCAAUGAGUCAAGGUCUGAGAAGGUUUAUUGGACUGUUAGUGCUUCAUUUGUUACCAGGGUUGUACAAGACAGUACAGAUGUUGAAGGGGAAUCGUUCAACAUACCUGUGUUAUGGUGGCUGUGGGAGAGAAGAUUGUUCUACAAUAUCAAUAAUCUACCUGUGUUUGUCAAGUUCAGAAAAUGGAAGACUUUCAAAAUGUGGAGAAAAGCUAUACGUCUGCAGAAGAGUGGCAAAAGCCAAAAUAAGCUUUACAAACAGCUGUUUGUUGCCAAUGAGGUUUUACAAGGGUGCCUUAUUCACAUUAGAAGUCUAUGUGAGGCUGCAUCUGGAAGUUUGACUGGCAUUGGGAAAGGUGAAUGUGCAAUCAGCUUGGUGAAGUUAGAUAAAUCUCUGACCUUGACCUUGGAUGAUUUCAAAGACAUGCAGCAGACGCAGAAUGAUGAAGCUUGGAAAAUGCUGAAUACACUUAGAAAUAAGAUUAUAGACAUAGCCUGGGAAUCAUGUGCCACUGUGGCAGAAAUGGAAGGGAUCACACAUGGAAUCAGACCUGGCAGUCCAAGGAAGGUGAAGAUCAAGGUACCAGAGGAACCUAAAGAACUAAACAGCAAGGCAUUGCGUAUCCAGGCUAAGUAUGGCGUUACACCAAUGGAUGACAAGAAGAAAGAAGAACCAAAAAGUAAGGCAUUCACUAAUACGAAGACAACCAUUUAACAUGCCAAAUAUGCCUGUAAAAUUUUUCUUGUGUUAGGACUGAAUUAUUUUUAUAUGCAAUAUAUAUAUUAAUUUUAUUAAAGCUAAGUAUAAAUGAUUGUGCCA
Messenger RNA from Mercenaria mercenaria, 2322 nucleotides. RefSeq lists its product as uncharacterized. The transcript has 14 exons. Bases 130 to 2217 code for a protein of 695 amino acids. The record is from RefSeq and is a predicted model, not a curated record. NCBI's taxonomy places the organism in Eukaryota, Metazoa, Mollusca, Bivalvia, Venerida, Veneridae.